GUAUUUGAAUGUGUUUGUAAAAGUGAAAGUGAAACUUAAAAAGGUUAUAUAAAGAAGCACUGCAGCGCAGACCGAGCUGCAGACCGUCUGAGAAACUGUAAGUCACCUUUUUGGCUGGGAAAAUAAGAAAUAACAUGGGAGCCACAACAUCUGAACCAGCACCAACCCUGGAAUUGGAGAAGCCAUGGAGGAAAUUUAACUGGGGACAGAAAGAAGAGCUGAAGAAGCGUCUAGAAGAGUUCUCUGUGAGUCAUCCGAAUGUAACGUGCAUCAAGAUCCUGGUAGCUGGACAAAUCGGUGCAGGAAAGUCCAGCUUUAUUAAUUCUGUCAACAAUACAUUUCAAGGACGGAUUACAAGUUCAGCACUGGUUGACGCAUGUGGAGGCACCAGUUUUACAAAAGAACUAAAAGCACACCGAGUCAGAGGUGCAAAAGGGGAUUUACCUUUUUACUUGAGUGACAUCAUGGGUUUAGAACCUAAAACACUGGCGGGGACUCAGCCGGAGGAUGUCAUCAAAACCAUACAUGGAUAUGUGAAGGAUGAAUACAAAUUCAACCCAGAGAUGUCAAUCAGUGACAAGAAUCAAGAUUACGUCACUGACCCUUUACUCUCUGAUCAAGCUUUCUGUCUGGUUUAUGUCGUGGAUGCAAAUACAGUCCAAUACAUAGAUCACGGACUUAUUGAUAAACUGAAGACAAUCCGCCAUGCCAUCAGCAAGGACAGGAUUCCUCAAGUGCUCAUUAUGACUAAAGUGGAUGAAGCCUGUCCACUGGUGAGGGAAGACCUAAGAAAGAUCUACACCAGCAAGAAGAUCAAAGAGAAGAUGGAGAUGUGCAGCGACGCAAUUGGCGUGCCAAAGAACUUCAUCUUCCCAGUAAAGAACUACUGUGAUGAGAUUGACGUAGAUGAUGAUGUUGAUGUUCUCAUACUGAAGGCAUUUGAUCAAAUUGUAAACCUUGCUAAUGACAGACUGAGAGAUAGAGCUUCAGAGUAAAAGUAAAAUGUGUAAAUGAAGGCAUUAUCGUAACUGCAGCCAUUUUUUCUCCAUUACAUUGAGAAAAAUUGUAAAAAAUUAGGAUGUUAGGGAGGGUUACCCCAAUAAUAAGGUGAGAUGUAUAUGUCGGGUGGUUGUUUUAAAUACAUUUAGUAUGGUAAUUCAAUUGGUAAUUCAAUUCUGUUCCCCUCCCUUUUUGUUUAUCCCCAUGGACCACACCUGCCGCCCUGAAUUCCUUCUCCUCCUGCUGGAGCAGGGGGAAAGAAGCCUUGAGGACCAUAUAUAAGUAUAUAUGUAUUUAGAUAAUUCCUCUGCCUUUGUGAGAGAAUAGUUGUGACACUGGUAAACUUAACAAUUUUACAAACUAAACAUUUAAAUUGGGCAGACACUGCAGACUUAAUCUGAAUAUAAAAGUACAUUUAGAUCACUUCAAUCAUUAUUACUGGAAUCUAAAGAGAUUUUUAACCACGAAGAAUGGAGUCCCAUGCAUUGUCCGGGUGUGGUUCUGUGGAUCUUAUGGAAAAUUUUGAUCUUUACUUCUUAUCCUCUGUUGGAUUCAGCUCAGCUGAUUUGAUGGGUUAUUUUAGCAGCUUUAUUUUCUUUUCUAAAACCAAUGAAAGUUUGAUUGGCUGUGCUUGGGAUCAUUUUCUUGCUGAAAUGUCCUCCCUAGUUUCAUAUUUAUCAUCAUGUAAUGUAGUUGUUGGAACAGAAGCAGCUAAUCCCUAUUUUAACCAAAACAGCUAUUGACAGCGUGAAGCUUAAUCUUAUUCCCUUGUAAACCUCUGAGUUUCGUCAACAAAAAACAGGAACUUAUGGUUGCUCAACAAAAGGCUGACCAACACAAUCUCACGGCAAUUCGUAACUUUUUGAUUUAGUGGCUAAUUCGUCCGAAUUCGUAUGAUCUAAUUCGUACAAUUUAGUACGAUUUGCUCAUCCGCCAACGACGGUUGGGUUUAGGGGUGGGGUUAGGUGCCAGGCCUCCUUUUUAAAAUCGUACAAUUUCUUACAACUGAACUCGUACGAAUUCGUACGAAUUAGCCACUAAACUGACAAAACGUAAAAUACUUACGUUUUCUGAUGAGAUCAGGCUGGGCUCACCACAAAAGAUGAAAUUAGCAACCUGAAACUACAGAUAUUCCAACUGAACCAGCACUUGGAAGAGUCUUGAGAGAAGUAUCAUGAGAAGUUAGUACUUUAAGGCUAACUAAAAAUGUCCAUUGAUUGCUAAACUCACCCCAAAAUGGGAACUAACUUAUAUGCUUACUAAAGGAUGACCUUUGUGCCAUUUGGUCUAACUCAAAAAAUUAUGAUAAAAACAAAACUCGCACAUUAGCUGCAGUGGAACUGUAAUGAUAGCCAAAGUGUAUUAUAUUCAUUUUCUUUUCAGCUUAGUCCCUUUAUUAAUCUGGGGUCGCCACAGCAGAAUGAACCGCCUACUUAUCCAGCAUUUGUUUUACACAGCGGAUGCCCUUCCAUCUGCAACCCAUCACUAGGAAACAUCCAUACACACUCAUUCACACACAUGCACUACAGACAAAUUAGCCUACCCAAUUGACUUGUACCACAUGUUUUUGGACAUGUGGGGGAAACCGGAGCACCCGGAAGAAAAACCCACGUGAACACGAGGAGAACAUGCAAACUCCACACAGAAAUGCCAACUGACCAAGCGACCCAUUUCGCCACCGUGCAGCCAAGUACUAAGUUACAAAGUGUAUUUUCUUAGAAAUUACAUUAAAUGCGUUACAGCAUACAUCUUGUAUAAAAUCAAACUCAGAAGGCAAGAGAUUGUGCUUUAAUUUGACUUCUGUAUAUGUGAGUCUUAUCAGACCCUUAUACUCAAUGGAGAAAAGGUCUGGAUUUUUCUUUAUUUCUUGCAUUUGUUUUAUCAUCAUCUUUUUUACUGCAUUUAGGUUUAAUACAAUGUAUUCUUUUUGAUAUAUUUGUGGAGAGGGCAUUUACUUUUUUUGUAAACAUCCAUCAACAAGAUCUACCAUUAAAAAUACAACUUACCCAAUCCUAAAUAAAACUUUUACUAAGA
Messenger RNA from Danio aesculapii, 3033 nucleotides. It is a transcript of the gene ifi44d, whose product is annotated as interferon-induced protein 44d. The transcript is spliced from 7 exons. The coding region runs from base 135 to 995 and encodes 286 amino acids. The record is from RefSeq and is a predicted model, not a curated record. Lineage: Eukaryota; Metazoa; Chordata; Actinopteri; Cypriniformes; Danionidae.